AUGGGCCAUCUCCAUCGGCGCCUUGGCAACCGUCAGAUCCAGCUCAUCGCCGCUGGUGGCUCCAUCGGUACGGCCCUCUUCAUCUCCAUCGGAGGCGGUCUCGCCAAGGGCGGCCCCGGCAGUCUCUUGAUCGCCUAUACCCUUUACUCGCUCGUCCUCGCCCUCGUCAACAACUCGAUCGCCGAGAUGAACACAUACAUGCCCAUCGCGGGUGGCUUUGUCCGCCUGGCAGGAUACUGGGUCGAUGAUGCCCUGGGCUUCGUCGCUGGCUGGAACUUCUUCCUCUACGAGGCUCUGCUUAUUCCGUUUGAGAUUACUGCCUUGACCUCUGUCAUUGCCUUCUGGAGCUCGAAUGCGACGGACCCUGGACCUACGGCUGGCAUUUGCGCCGCUGUCAUUGUGUGCUACGGACUUCUCAACAUCCUCGCGGUUCGCUUCUACGGCGAGGCUGAAUUCUGGCUCUCGGGAGGCAAACUCGUUCUCAUCUUUAUCCUCUUUGCCUUUACCUUUGUUACCAUGUGCGGAGGCAACCCACAGCAUGAUGCUUACGGCUUCCGGCAUUUCUCAAAUCCCGGGUCAUUUGCGACAUAUUUAAGCGGAGGCGACAAAGGCCGGUUCGAAGGCUUCCUCGCCGCCCUCUGGAGCGCUUCCUUCACCGUCGUCGGUCCCGAGUAUAUCUCCAUGGUCUCUGCUGAGGCCAAGCGUCCCACCUACUACAUCAAGUCGGCUUUCAAGACCGUCUACUACCGAUUCUGCAUCUUCUUCAUUGUCGGUGCCCUGGCCAUCGGCAUCGUGUGCGCCUACAACGAUCCUGCUCUCGUCGAAAUCUACUUUGGAAGCGGUGGCUCUGGUAACGCGGCUGCGUCUCCCUAUGUCAUCGCCAUGUCCAACCUUGGUAUCAAGGGCCUGCCUCACCUGGUCAACUUCCUGAUUCUCACCUCCAUCUUCUCCGCCGGAAACACCUAUACCUACUGUGCCACUCGAGCCCUUUACUCGCUGGCUCUUGAAGGCCGUGCCCCUCGAUUCCUCCGAUACUGCAACAAGGCGGGUGUCCCUGUCUACUGCUUCUUCAUCGUCAUGUGCUUCCCCUUCCUCUCGUUCCUUCAGGUCGGAAGCGGCUCUGCCAAGGUUCUGGGCUGGUUCGUGAGCAUCAUCACCGGUGGUGGUCUCAUCACUUUCAUCGUCAUGUCCAUCACCUACAUCAACUACCACAAGGCUUGUGUCGCCCAGGGCGUCGACCGAAAGACGGAGCGUCCUUACUACGGAUACUUCCAGCCUUACGGAGCCUACAUCGCCCUGGUCAUCCAGUUUGUCGUCCUCCUCACAUACGGAUACUACGCCUUCCGACCCAAGUUUGACGUCGAGAUCUUUUUCCAGAACUACUCGAUGCAAAUCCUUGCUGUUCUUCUCUAUGCCGGAUGGAAGGUCUUUAAGCGCACGCGUUACAUCAAGCCCCACGAGGUCGACCUGGUCUGGGAGCGACCUCAGAUUGAGGCUUAUGAGAAUACUUUCACUGAGCCACCGAUUGGUUUCUGGACUGAGAUGAUCCAGAUUGUGGGUUUCCGAAGAAAUAAGAAGACUUCUGAGGCUUGA
Molecule: messenger RNA, 1593 nt
Organism: Fusarium vanettenii 77-13-4
Lineage: Eukaryota; Fungi; Ascomycota; Sordariomycetes; Hypocreales; Nectriaceae
Exons: 3
Coding region: 1-1593 (530 amino acids)
Biological process (GO): amino acid transmembrane transport
Cellular component (GO): membrane
Molecular function (GO): amino acid transmembrane transporter activity
Source: RefSeq, a predicted model, not a curated record